CGGAAUUCCUCUAUUGCAAAAAGUGCAUCAUGACAGCCCUCCUCCCGAGCACAAAGCGUCUCAUCGAUGGCCUCUUCAGCGCCAGUGCGUUGGCUCGCACUCAUCUCAGUCGCUCCAUUACGUUGGUGGAGUCUUCUCUUCCGAAGGACCGCGUCCAGGCCGAGCUUCUCUUGGACCACGUCUUGGCGCAGCGCAAGCUGCACCAUGCGGCCAAAACAGCGUCGUUCCGCGUGGGGAUCGCCGGCCCACCCGGUGCAGGGAAGUCAACGUUCAUCGAAACGCUGGGUCUAUCCUUGACGCAGAAAGGUCACAAGGUUGCGGUUCUGGCCAUCGAUCCGUCGUCGUCCGUGACUGGCGGGAGCAUCCUCGGGGACAAGACGCGCAUGACCCACUUGUCGAAUGCACCGGAUGCGUUUGUGCGUCCAUCUCCCACGCGCGGCACCCUCGGCGGCGUGGCUCAACACACCAACGAAAUCGUGCUGCUCUGCGAAGCAUGUGGGUACGACAUCGUGCUGGUCGAGAGCGUGGGACUGGGUCAAAGCGAGAUUGUCAUCGACGACACGGUGGACUUUGUCAUGCUUCUCGUGCCGCCCGCCGGCGGGGAUGAGCUUCAAGGGAGCAAGAAAGGCAUCAUGGAAAUUGCCGACAUUGUCGUGGUCAACAAGGCGGACGGAGAGCUGAAGAGGUAUGAUAGAUACCUACCUAGUUAUAGUAUAUGUUCUAUGGUGGAGAUGUACAUAUAUAUAUAUAUAUAUGUACACGGGGUAGCGCUGCCAAGCACACUGCGGUCGAUUACAUGCAUGCAUUGCAACUGGUGAGACGCAAAGACCCAGCUUGGAAGCCCGUGGUAAACACAUCUGUGCCUAUAAUACUGUUAUAGUGAACGUUGUUUGGCAGGUGAAAAUGUGUUCUGCGAGGGAGGGCGACGGCGUGGAGGGGGUGUGGGACGUGCUCACCGAGUUCCGGCAACUGAUGGCGUCCAAGAUGGAGGCGAAGCGCAGCAAACAGGCGUCCAAGUGGAUGUGGAACCAGCUCACGGAAGAGCUGCUGCUGCUGGCCAAGAAGAAGGCGGCGGCUGAGGCCAAGCGACUGGCGCCGGAUCUCGCGCACGGAUACAUCAGUCCCCGGUCAGCGGCGCAUCACUUGAUGGACGCCAUCUUUAAAGACACCAAAUAGAUGACGAUAUCGUACCCUCU
This is a messenger RNA of Aphanomyces astaci, 1196 nucleotides long. Its product is annotated as LAO/AO transport system ATPase, variant 2. The coding region runs from base 30 to 818 and encodes 262 amino acids. Gene Ontology annotation, molecular function: GTP binding; GTPase activity. NCBI's taxonomy places the organism in Eukaryota, Oomycota, Saprolegniomycetes, Saprolegniales, Verrucalvaceae. Gene Ontology annotation, cellular component: cytoplasm. The transcript is spliced from 2 exons. The record is from RefSeq and is a predicted model, not a curated record.